AUGGCCGUCUCGGAGUCGUACGACACCGUGCUGCCAGCGGACUCCGUCGAAUUCUGUCCUCACGAAGAUUCUCGGGAUAUCUUUGUUUGUGGAACAUACAAGCUGGAACAUGAACGGGCCGCCGAUGUUACCGUGAGCCCGAAUGAAACCGCGUCGGAACCAGAGAGUUCCGGCCAGUACCGUUGGGGAAAAUGCUUCGUAUUCAAAGUGACAGAUACAAAGGCCAAGCUCACCUUGAUCCAAGAGAUGACCUUGUCCGCAAUCCUCGAUCAGAAAUGGUGCCAUAGAUCACGAACGAGUACUGCAAUUUUAGGCAUUGCCGAUUCAGAGGGGAGAAUAUCUGUUCAGGAGUGGCAAUCUCAAAAUCACGCUUUUCGCUGCUUACAGAAGAUAUCCUGCGCUUCCGCGGACGUUUUAUGCUUGUCGUUGGAUUGGUCCAAUAGGCGUUAUCCAAGUGAUCAUCUGGGAUCGUUAAUCGUGUCUCUUUCAGAUGGAUCCCUUUGUCUUCUAAAUCCUUCCUCUCCACAUGGCCUUGUUGUAUCUGAUGUGUGGAAGGCACAUGUUUAUGAACCUUGGGUCGCUGCGUGGAAUUAUUGGGAGAGUUCCGUAGUGUAUUCUGGUGGUGACGACCUGAAUCUGAAAGGUUGGGAUGUCCGUCAGCCCCUGCACCGCCCAAUAUUUGCCAAUCGAUCCAGGUUCGAUGCCGGAGUGACUAGUGUUCAAAACCAUCCAUACGUCGAGCAUCUACUUGCAGUUGGCAGUUAUAAUAACGCCGUCCGGCUUUUCGAUAUGCGGAAGCCCUUGUCGGCCCUCAUCACCAUGGAUGUUGGUGGGGGUGCUUGGCGUGUCAAAUGGCAUCCAUUACCAGAGCGCAAGAAUGAUCUUCUUGUUGCAUGUAUGCACGAUGGUUUCAAGGUUGUCAGCACAGACCUCAAGGAAAUCACGAUGUCCUACGGCAUCGGAAAAUGCUUUGAUCAGCAUGAAUCACUGGGUUAUGGUGUAGACUGGUCUUUUCACGAAGAUGUCCACGAGGAGACAUUGAUUGCAAGUUGUUCGUUCUAUGAUCAUAAGUUGUGCCUGUGGUCUGGGUAA
Messenger RNA from Pisolithus orientalis, 1092 nucleotides. RefSeq names its product WD40-repeat-containing domain protein. Bases 1 to 1092 code for a protein of 363 amino acids. Gene Ontology annotation, molecular function: protein binding. The record is from RefSeq and is a predicted model, not a curated record. NCBI's taxonomy places the organism in Eukaryota, Fungi, Basidiomycota, Agaricomycetes, Boletales, Pisolithaceae. The transcript is spliced from 7 exons.